AUGGGGUGCAGAACGAAGUGCGGGAGCUCAACAUUCAGACCAACCGUCAACAAGAGAACUGGCGGCCCGCCUGGACGGUGUCACAACCCGUUGCCACUGCCGCCCCGCUUGCAACCACCGCCCCGCUCUGGCCUCCCUGCUCCGGCCGAGGUCUGCGCCGCCCAGCUACCCGCCCCGCACCACCCGCUCUGUGGCUGUAGGUCGCCCUCCAGCUGCAACUUGCCCCGCGUCGGCGUCCACGUUGAGCACAACGUCCACGCCUCCCGCCCCGCCCCGGCGAGCUCGACCCCCGCCCCCACCCCGUUCACGGACGCCUCCAGGGCUGCCCCGCCAGCGCCCGGCGAACUCGUGGCCGAAUCCUCCAGCGAAACUGAAGGGUUCGGCGUCCGCGUUGAGCACAACGUCCAUGCCUCCCGCCCCGCACCAACCACACCCAACUCCGCCCUGAGCUCGACCCUGCCCCACCCCGUCACGAACGCGUCCAGAGCCGCCCCGCCCUCACCCGACAAACUUGUGGUCGGCUAG
This is a messenger RNA of Lolium perenne, 525 nucleotides long. The record is from RefSeq and is a predicted model, not a curated record. NCBI's taxonomy places the organism in Eukaryota, Viridiplantae, Streptophyta, Magnoliopsida, Poales, Poaceae.